AUGUACACUAUUGCCGGCCGCCAGGUCGGAUCGCACGUCCUUGCGAUCGCAACCCUAGUCACAACCAUUGGCGGCGCCGUCAUCGCUACGAGCGGCAAGAAGACCGAGGAGAAGAGCCAACCCCCGAUCAACGCGAAGAGCCCAGCGGAGGAAAGCUUCGUAAAGGAAUACGUGAAGAAGGCCGCCGAGAAGGUACAGGGACAUUAA
Molecule: messenger RNA, 207 nt
Organism: Cucurbitaria berberidis CBS 394.84
Lineage: Eukaryota; Fungi; Ascomycota; Dothideomycetes; Pleosporales; Cucurbitariaceae
Exons: 3
Coding region: 1-207 (68 amino acids)
Biological process (GO): proton motive force-driven ATP synthesis
Source: RefSeq, a predicted model, not a curated record